AUGGACAAGCUGAAGAAGGUGCUGAGCGGGCAGGACGCCGAGGACCGGGGCGGCCUGGCCGAGGUGGCUGACACAUCCUCAUUGAGCUGGAAUACCAGAAUCAAAGGCUUCAUUGCGUGUUUUGUUGCAGGAAUUCUCUGCUCUCUGCUGGGCACGUUUCUGCUCUGGGUGCCGAGGAAGGGGCUGUACCUCUUCGCCGUGUUUUAUACCUUUGGUAACAUCGCUUCGAUCGGGAGCACUGUCUUCCUCAUGGGGCCCAUGAAACAGCUGAAGAGAAUGGUGGAGCCGACGCGUUUGAUCGCCACCAUCAUGGUGCUGUUGUGUUUCACGCUCACCCUGUGUUCUGCCUUUUGGUGGCACAACAAGGGGCUCGCCCUCAUCUUCUGCAUCUUGCAGUCUUUGGCCCUGACGUGGUAUAGCCUUUCCUACAUACCAUUCGCAAGGGACGCUGUGAAGAAGUGCUUUUCUGCGUGUCUGGAGUAACGGGCGGCCGGUUUCGCCAAGCUUUGGGCGGCGCUGCGGAAGGAAGCUGGCGGACGCUUUGUAAAUACCUUCGAACCUCUCGCUCACGGAACCUGCCUUUGCUCCUGCGGCAGCGGGUUCCCGCGACCUGAACGUGUACGGACGCUCUGGGAGCAGCGCUGUGUCCCCAGCCCCAGUGUCCAUAGCACCGCAGGAGGGGUGGGCAUGUGCCUUCCGGAGAGGACGCUUCCUCACACCCCCCUGAACUCUGAAUUCUCAUAAACGAACACCGAGAGCAGCCGCGGGAGCCAGGAUUGCCGGCUGGCGAGCAGCCCCCCCCACACCCCGCCACCCCGGGACACGGUGCGGCGGCCAGGGACAGCGUUGGGCCCACAGGGACUUUAUAGAUUUGUCCCUCAGCUCGGGGACCACACCCAGGCCCCACGCAGUGUGUGCAUGCGUGUUCUCCGGGUCUGGGACCCCGUGACUGCCAGCCGCCGCCCUGGCCGCUGCGCCCGUGCAGAGCCUGCGUGGGAGGCGGGCGGAGGGGGGAGGGGGGAGGCUUGGGAGGAGCCCUCUGGUGACAGUGGUCUUUGUGAAUCUGAGCGUCGGCCCUUGCACAUUCCGCCGGCUGGGAUGGGUCUGUAACAUCAGCGCACACCCUUUCCUCUUGGGUUUUCCAGCUUAUUUUCCUCAUGACCUCCUGGGACUGGAUUGAGAACAAAGUCCCCGAGAAAACACUGCUUUUCCUUUGGGACGAGAGCCGACAGGAGGGGAACGUGUUUGCUGUUCUCUGUAUUUUUUCUUCAUUCAUUUCGGUUCUGGAGUGCAGCCAGGGGGGAGAGGGUGGGAAGACAGCCCCAGGGCCCCUGACCUCCAGGCAUUCCCAGCGUUGGAGACGCUGGAGAGGGCGACCCGUGGGCUGCAGGCAGGCCCAGCUCAGCCGGAUGUCCAUCCUCAUGUGCUCGCGUGUCCCUGGUCUUACCUGGUCCUCACAAGCCUCGUCGCUGAGCAGUUGAGGAAACCGAGGGUCAGAGAGGUUGCCAGUUCUCCCCAAAGCUCCGGCUGGUGGCAGAGCUGAGCCCGAGCGGGCGCCCAGCCUCAGCCCUUCUCUGGACCCUGUGUUUCCCCGGGUGGCCCUGGGGUUCCCCAGGGCCUGGGUCCCUGCUUCCCUCCACGCCUGUGACCUCUCGGUCCCGAUCUCCGUCACUGCGGUGUCUCCGGCCCUGUCCCCUUUGGGAGGCGCCCUGACCAGUGGCCUCUCUGUUCUCUGUGUGUCCUUGAGCCCGUUGCUGCCUGACCAUCCGAAUGUCCUGUCGGGGCCGCCGGAAUUCUUGCAUUGAAGGACCUCCACUGGGCCUUUCUGUCCUUGCCCAGCUCCGGCCGCCCACUCGGGCUCGUGCUCGCACCUCCACACCGAGGUGGUCCCCUGGCUGUGGCUGUUGCUGGACCCUCUGCCGCUGCGACCCAGACCGGCCAGCCUUUCCUUUUGCGCUGGGAGGUCUGAGCGGGCCUGAGCGAGGCUGCGGUCCCUCACCCGCUUGCAGCCGGGAAGGGAGGUUGAACGUACCCUCUGGCUUUUAUGUGUCCCGGGUGCCUCUUGGAGAGUCCAGGUCUUGACGGGCACAGCACUGCCUUUAAGAUGCACCAGGGUGUGUUGAUGGUGGUGAACUGGGCUUUGAGGUCAGACCCGUCUGGGUGUGAGUGCGGCUCUGCCCCAUCCACACUGAACAAGUCACCUGACCCCUGGCCCUCAGAUUGCUCGUGUUUAACCAACGGGAGUAAAUAAUCCGCACCGGUAGCGGCAGGAGAGGGCCCAGCAUGGUGGAGGGGUCGCAGUAAACGAGGUAACGUUAUUUAACCCCAGAAAUCACCGAUGGCCACGGACGGUGACAGGGUGCAUGUCUCUGGCCAUUAACUUUUCUAAAAGCAGUGCCCUGGGACAACAUGUCUGCACGGUGGGUGUUGCCAGGCGUGAUGUCAUUUAAUAUCCACAGCAACUCGCCCCGUGGUGGUCUUGUCUCCAUUGUUCAAGGGGAGCGGCCUCAGGGGUCUGUGCGGGUCCCACCAGGAGGGGGCGGCGGCUCUGUGGCCUGUGGCCAGUUUGCUCCGACUUCUCCAGUCAGGACACGUGGGCAGCGCGGGCGUGAGCCUGCCUUCCAGACCUUCCAGAACCUUUCAGAAGCCUAAGUUUCUCCUGCUGCUGCCUGUGCUUUGUUUGCUUCAGACUUGUUUUUGUGGGAGGAAGACAUCCAUUUCAAAUCUGCUGAACACCGUUACCAAGCAGCUGCUGGUUUACAGCAGCCUAGUGGGUGGCAGAAGACGGGGAGUGGAGAAUUGGGGUUUCAGACCCGGGGCUGUCGGGGUCGUCUUGCUCCCCUGCCUUGCAUGCUCACCGCUGGGGGGAGAGACCAUUGCAUUUUGGGAGUGGAGGGAACCACUGAGGUGACACCUGCAGACGGGAUGUGCUCACCUGAGGUCACAGGUCGGCUGUGGGCAGCAGGACCCCCCGCCCCUUCUUCCAUGGCCCUGCUCCCUGCGGCUGCUGUGCUUGGAGGUUGAGAGCAGCUGGCCAGCAAGUUCCUGGCCUCUCCACGCCCCUCAGAGCCUGCCUCUCACCUCCUGUCUCCCUCUCAAAGACGGUUCCCUCUGCCUCUAGGCUCGGCUCCUCGGCGUGGCUGUGCGCCGGCCACGGCUGCCCAGGCCCGCUGGCUCCUCGGCCCCCUCUCCUGGGCAGGCCACCUCGUCUCUGGGAAGAGCAAACUGCCCCCAGCUGAGCAUUGUCACGGUGCUUACCAGUGCGAGGAGCUUCUGUCACUGGUGGGGCGACUGUGGGCUCUUUACCCACCGACCCUCCCACCCCAGGCUGUGUGUGCUCUAAAUACAAUGGAGAAGUGGGGCGUACCUUAAAAAGGGGUGUGAGGGUGUGGGCAUGCUGCUCUGGCUGCGUCUGGCUUGGGGAGCGCCACAGGUGACAGCUGUUGAGUGAUGAGACCACGUGGAAUGAGUUAGGAACGGCUGCAGUGCUGUGGCCGGGGACCCCUCAGUGGGGCAGCCUGGCCAGCCCUGUCCCCUCAGAUCACUGCUGCACAGCGAGUCAGUGUGCAGGCUCAUGGAGCCACGUGGCUAGAUUGCUGAUACAGUUUUGACUUUAAAACACAAGUAUUUUUUGAUGUACGAUGUGCAGUAGUUUCUUCACAGAUAUUAUUUUUUAAAAAGCUAACAGACCUUCCACUGAAGUUAAAUGCAGAUUUAUAUCCGUGUGUCUCUUGAUAAGAGGUUAACAGAAGAAUUUAGAUUUAGAAGUCCAGAUCUUUUUGGAAGUCCUUACGUAAAACAUUGGGGGGCUAAAUUAUGUGUUUAAAGUACCUUCUAACACAAAGCUUGAUGAAACUCUGAGAUCUUGAGGGUUUUAUUUGAGUAAAGAGGGAAGGUGCUGUGCAAGGUAUUUAAUCCUAGUUCACUCAAGAUACAGGGUGUCUAGUUCCCCUUUCGGCAGCUUUCCAGUUCUACCCUGAUGCACGGGUGACCUCCAGCGUGCACCGGCACCGCUCCCGGAGGGCCCGCAGGCUCCUCGCUCCAGGGCCGGAGAGGCCCGGGAGGCCAGUGGGGGUAGCAGAGCCUGAGUACAUGGACAGAACAAGAUUACCUGCCCCCUAGCAGGAGCUGGCCAGCUGAUCAUGGCUCAGAAACGCACGAAACAUCCUGUAGCUCCGACGAGCUACGGGCAGGGAAGAGUGAGUCCACGGGACAGGAGGGAUCGGCUCUUUGAAGCCAAAGGUCGGUCCAUAGCAUUGUGAUCAGCGAUUUCAGCCUUUUCAUCGCGUGGCACAAACUAACUGCUAAAAUUCUGCGGCACGCCAAAAAACAUGUUUUUUGACAAUUUGACAAGAAAAAGAAUAGGUGUAAUUUUGGUUCGUUCCCACUAGAUGACUGUUGUUUUGGCUGUUGUCAUUUUUAUUUGGCGAUCUAAGGGAGAAGAGGUCAGUGCCUGGACUAAACAGUCAGGUAUUGCACGUUUUAAAGUUCUUUUGGCUCACUAGUUGAAAAUCGGUGUAAUAAACAAUACUAGUGUGUGCAUUCAUAGCAAAGUAGUGUCACUACAUCUAAUAAACAAAACCAAGAAAAUGUCACAGAUAAAAGCUCCCUGAUGUGAACGGGCUGCCACACUGAGCGUCUUGCCUGGCGUCCUGGGACCAUGCGGACGAGCCUGGCAGGUGCGGCCGCGGCCGGACAUCCGUGCUGGCAGGAGGCAGUGAGGCUUACCGACCGAAAGUCUGGACGAACUUUGCAUUUGUGAAAUGUCCUACAGGAGAAUCAGCUUACAGUUCAUCUUGCCUUUCUGCUAUGACACAUGUUUACUUUGCCUUCCGUAUAUUUGCUUGGCUUAGCCACUUUGAACAAGGAAAGGAAACACAAAAAAACCCCCUCUGAACUCAUAUUUUUGGCUGCGUUUGUAAAUUGUGAAGGUGGGGGUGAGGAUGUUCAGAAACCCAUGGAAAUUUCUGUGCCUUCAGAACAUUGUGCCUGUUCAACAUGAUGAGCUUUUAAAACACUUUGUUAAAACGUGGUUCCGUUUUUGUAAUUGUAUAGUCAGCAGUUUUGAAUGUUGCUGAUGGCAUCACUGAACUUUUUAAUAUCCAGAAAUGUUGUGUGCUCCUUUUCCUACCUCGAGCUGUUUCAUACAAUAAAGACUCUGCUCUUUUACUCGCUCAUUUCAGAGAGGAAGGAUUUUGCUGGUAUAAGCUAUUUCACCCCCACCCCCAAAAAGAAUCACAAAACAAUUCUUUUUUUGUUGUGCUUUUCCCCCUUUAAUAAAUGAUAACGUUAUGAUCUUUAAUAAA
Myotis myotis is the source of this 5306-nucleotide messenger RNA. RefSeq names its product vesicle transport protein SFT2B. Gene Ontology annotation, molecular function: DNA-binding transcription factor activity, RNA polymerase II-specific; RNA polymerase II cis-regulatory region sequence-specific DNA binding. Gene Ontology annotation, cellular component: membrane; nucleus. Lineage: Eukaryota; Metazoa; Chordata; Mammalia; Chiroptera; Vespertilionidae. The transcript has 8 exons. Gene Ontology annotation, biological process: positive regulation of DNA-templated transcription; vesicle-mediated transport; regulation of transcription by RNA polymerase II. The record is from RefSeq and is a predicted model, not a curated record. Bases 1 to 483 code for a protein of 160 amino acids.